AUGUUCACCUUCUGCCAUGUUUGCCAACCCUCCUUAAAAGUCGGGGGACUCCUGCUAAUGACUCGGAAUAUGUUUGGUUGUAGCUGUAGCAUUAACAUUCCUUUGCAGCCAAAAAUGUCUUACAGAGAAUAAAUUAUUUCGUAAACCGGCUUAAGUAGAACUGAUCCGAGUAAGUAG
Molecule: messenger RNA, 177 nt
Organism: Drosophila subpulchrella
Lineage: Eukaryota; Metazoa; Arthropoda; Insecta; Diptera; Drosophilidae
Source: RefSeq, a predicted model, not a curated record